AUGAACUACGACAAAAUGUCGCGAGCAUUACGCUAUUAUUAUGACAAGAACAUCAUGUGCAAGGUGCAUGGAAAACGAUACGCCUACAAGUUCGAUUUUCAGGGGAUAGCUCAAGCACUGCAGCCGCAAACCGGCGGCGCUGGUCCUGACUACCUUUCACCGCAGACGGUGAAUCGAUUACAGCAAGACUUCAUGCAAGGUGGUUGGUCGGCCAACUACAGAUCACUCAUUCCAACUGGGUUACAGACGAGCGGUGCCUUCUUCAACCCGUCAACGAUGGGUUACGGUGGAUUCGGUGGCGGCAACAAUGCAGCUUUACAAAGAAAUUUUCCUAUCUACGGAUCGAAUAUGACCAAUUACUCAAAGUGCUUG
Messenger RNA from Ostertagia ostertagi, 372 nucleotides. The record is from the annotation of a GenBank genome assembly. Lineage: Eukaryota; Metazoa; Nematoda; Chromadorea; Rhabditida; Trichostrongylidae.